AUGUAUCGGACGAUUCCUAUUAACGAAAUGCAUAUUGAUAAGCUACCUGAGGAUGACGUCCCAGAAAGUAUCUGGACGACUAUUGAGAGAAUAGAAAAUACUAUUGAUGCCAAUGCGGAGCGGGCAGGAUUCACUAGUGAUCCACUUGCAGAUGCUGCCAUACAAGGUGAACCAAAUACAACGAAUAUUUUGCCGAUGAGUGUUAGCGCGGUACUUGAUGUUAAUGGAACAACUGUCACAUCAAAAGAUAUUAGUGUACAUCUACUACAUAAAUUUAAAAACACUUCAAUUAGUUCUUUAAAUGAGGAUAUAGAGAAUACACCCAUGGAUAAUGCAGAGAAUGAAGAUGUUUAUAUAAUUCCCAGAUCACACAUGCCAAUUAAAGAUUGCUACAACGCAGAAUUAUUUCUUGGCCUAUUCCCUACUCUUUUCCCAUAUGGAUACGGGGCACCGUACGAUGCAUCGAGAUCAGUUGCAGUAUCGCUAAAUCAGCAUAUUCGUUAUCUUCUUGCAUAUGAAGAUCGACGAUUUGAAAAGCAUCAUUCAUUUUUGUUUGUUAUGUUUAAUGUGCUGCAACGAUGCCAGGCAUGCUGGAAUGCUUCACUUAUGGCUUCACGCCCUUAUUUUCGCGAUGCUGCUACUGAUCUUCAGGCACUGACAACAAAAGAAAUUGAGGCAGCAUUAAUAAGUGCAACCAAGAACACAUUCUCUUCCAUUACGAAUCCACGAAUUAACAUGCUGAUGAAGCAAAUUAGAGCGGUGGGUGGCAAUGUUAUGGGCUCAGCCUGCUCGCGAAGUGCUCUUCGUACUCAAAUUCAUGCGCUGAUAUUCAAUCAGGGCUUACCUAGUAUCUUCAUGACCAUUAAUCCUUCUGAUAUUCACAGUCGAAUUGCUCUUUAUUUUGCUGGAGUUGAUCUAGAUCUUGAUAAAAUUGUACCUGAAGUACUUCCAUCUACCUAUGAACGUGCUCAGAUUGUUGCCGCACAUCCUGUAGCUACUACUCGAUAUUUCAAUGUGCUCAUCACGUCUAUUCUUAAAUGCCUAGUAGAGCAGGGCGUACUCGGUCCAAUUAAGGCUUAUUUCGGUACAGUAGAAAACCAAGGUCGAGGCUCAUUACAUCUACAUAUUCUUAUGUGGCUGGAUCACGAUUUAACGCCUGCACAACUGAAAGAAUCAGUUAAGAAUGAGGAAUUUCGGAAUGGUCUUAUUAGCUAUUUAGAGGACAUUAUCAAACAAGAUCUUAGUAAUUUUACUAACGAUGAAGCCGAUGGUGAUAUUCUUGAACAACAAAAAUGUGUGAUUUCUGAUCGCGUUGACCAUACUCAUUCAACAUCGGAUGAGAUGCCCAUAGGAGUAGUCAAUCAAAAUCAACCUGGAUGUGAUGUUAAAAAAUUAUUUCCAUCAGUAAUGCCGACUCCAAAGCCAUCAACACCAAACUUUGCAUUAGACUUCAUAAAAGACAUAAUACGGAUAGUUAGUAGUGUCAAUAUACACUUCCAUACAGCUACAUGCUUUAAAUAUUCGAAAACAAGUGACAAUCCGAUAUGCCGCUUGAAAAUGCCUCGACAGAUCGAAGAAAAAUCAUAUAUCAACAUUGAAUCGGGUCAAAUUAAACUGAAAAGACUUCACCAAACUAUAAAUAAUUUUAAUGAAUAUAUUAUCAGUGCUUGUCGAUCAAACAUGGACAUAAAGUAUAUCUUUAGUGGUAGCGAUGCCAAAGCAUUGGUCUAUUACAUAACCGAUUACGUGACAAAGUCAAGCCUUUCAUUUCACGAUACAUUUUCUCUCGUAUUAAAAUCUGUUAAGUCCUUCGAAAAACAGAAACUUGGUACUGAUGCAUCUCUAAAUGCCGAAGAAAAAUCAAGGAGACUUUUUGUAUCUUAUUGGUAUUGA
Molecule: messenger RNA, 1893 nt
Organism: Adineta ricciae
Lineage: Eukaryota; Metazoa; Rotifera; Eurotatoria; Adinetida; Adinetidae
Source: the annotation of a GenBank genome assembly